Messenger RNA from Zasmidium cellare ATCC 36951, 2412 nucleotides. RefSeq lists its product as uncharacterized. Gene Ontology annotation, molecular function: oligopeptide transmembrane transporter activity. Bases 1 to 2412 code for a protein of 803 amino acids. Gene Ontology annotation, biological process: transmembrane transport. Lineage: Eukaryota; Fungi; Ascomycota; Dothideomycetes; Mycosphaerellales; Mycosphaerellaceae. The record is from RefSeq and is a predicted model, not a curated record. The transcript has 2 exons.
AUGGCCGACACUGCACCAUCAUCCGACCCAGCGCGGCUGCGAUCGCGCGCAACCCUUGCCAGCGAGAAUGAAAAGCCAGCUUCGUCGAUCACUCCAGAGGUCCACACCACAGGUGUCGAGGUGUACCCAGAAACGUCGAGCGAUGUACCGAAAGACAAGCUGGUCAACGAAGAAGUCGUCGAGACUGAUGCCGACCUUGAAAACCCGCAAGAUCCGCAGUUGAAGGGCAUUCCUCCGCAGGUCUUGAGAGUCGUCAGCCUGCACGAUGAUCCCACCGAGCUUUGCCUGACGUUCCGGUAUUGGGUCCUUGCUACCAUCUUUGUCGCUCCUGGUGCCUUUCUUUCUCAGAUGAACAGCUUUCGCACCACCUACGCACCCUACUCGGUCUUUUUCGUUCAGAUUGCCAGCAACUAUGUCGGAAUAUGGCUGGCCAAAGUUUUGCCCAAGAAGCCCAUUACCGUUCCAGGAACCAGGUGGAAGUUUAGUAUGAACCCGGGUCCAUGGACUACGAAAGAGCAUGUACUAGUCACCAUCACGACGACUUCUGGGGCCAUCGGUAACUUGGGAGUAACGCCGCUUGCGCUGGCAGAGCUGUACUACAACAAGCGGGUAAAUGCGGGCGCUGCAAUCUUCUUUAUGCUUGCAAUUGUCUGGACGGGAUACAGUUUUGCGGCCAUUGGACGGCAGAUCUUGAUGUACGAACCUGCGUAUCCGUGGUUUCAAUCACUCUGCCAGAGUGCGCUCUUCGAAACACAGAAGAAGCAGCGUCAGGCACCUACUAAGACUGCACGCAAGCAGAUGUGGGUGUUUUGGGGCGUCCUUUUCGGAGUGACGCUUUGGCAGUUCUUGCCUGAAUUCGUCAUGCCAUUCUUUGGCUCUUUGGCGUUCCUCUGCUGGGUCGCGCCUCACAACAAGGCCGCCAACUUCAUUGGAUCCGGGCUUGGUGGAAUGGGCUUCCUCAAUCUUACCUUUGACUGGGCCAACAUCUCCAACUACAACGCCGGAGUCAAUCUAUUCCUCAGUCCUUGGUGGACACAGGUCGUGCUCUUCAUGUCAUACGUACUGUGCUGCUGGGUGCUGAUGCCGGCCGCUCAAUUUGGCAAGCUUGGAUCUUACCACUAUGGAUUGCAGACGAACAGACCGCUGAGAGAGAACGGUACUCUUUACCCCGUGGCAGACCUUGUCACGCCGGACAAUACCCUCAAUCAAACCGCAUACGACUUGAACGGGCCGAUCUACCAGGGAACGCAGCAACUGUGGUCAAUGUUCUUCGACUACGCUUCGUAUACGUCGGCUUAUGCGUGGAUCGCAUGCUUCGGCUACAAGCAGAUUCGUUCUGCAUUCACCAAGUUUAGGGCAAGGCAGAAGAACCCGGGCGAGGGCAUCAACCAUCAGUACGCCGACCGCUUGAACAUCUUGAUGAGAAGCUACAAGGAGGUUCCGCUGUGGUGGUAUACUGUCUUGUUUCUUUGCUCCUUCGUUGCGCUCAUCACGUGCAUAGCCACUGGCAACCUCUUCAUUCCAGUCUGGACUUACUUCGUUGCGGUGGCUACCGGUGCGCUCACCAUCAUUCCCAUGGGAUGGCUGUUUGCCGUGUCGAACUAUCAGCUGCCUAUUGGGACUUUCAACGAACUUCUAUACGGGACGAUGUUGCAGGCAGUGUCCGGGAAUCGCAACCCAGCCGGUGCAUCCAUUUACAGUUCUAUCGCCGGCGAUGCCUGGUAUAGAGCACAGUACAUGAUGCAGGACCAGAAGAUUGGCCACUAUAUGCAUGUUCCUCCUCGGGCGGUGUUUGUGAGCCAGAUCUUUGGCACAAUCAUUGGAGUGCCAAUCAACUACGGAACCAUGAGAUGGAUCUUGGACUCGAAGCGCGAGUACCUGAAUGGUACUUUGACUGACCCAGCCCAUAUCUGGACGGGCCAGACUGUCGCGUCGGCCUUGAGUACUGGUGUCCAGUACGUUCUCGUCGGACCAUCUCGACUGUUCAGAGAGAAAAUCUUCGCACCUCUCCCAUACGCUUUCCUCGUCGGCGCUGGUGUUCCUGUGGUUAUCUACACCCUCCAUCGCCUCUUUCCGCGCGCCAAAUUCAAUCUCUGGAACUCGACGAUCUUCUUCUCGGGUGCCUCGACCUUCUACGGCAACAUCUCCACAGGCUACUUCUCCCGUUUCCUCGGCGGGUUCGUUGUCAUGUUCUGGGCCUACAGGUAUCGAUAUGAGCUAUGGAGUCGGUACAACUACAUCUUGGCCGCCGCCUUUGAUGCUGGAUUCAACCUGAACAUGCUUCUGAUCUUCUUGUGCUUUGGGGCGGCGAAGGUCAUCACAAUGCCGAACUGGUGGGGGAAUAAUGCUGAUAGCGUGGAGAGGUGUUUUGCGCUGCCGGACGAUGGACCCGUCUCGAGUGGUGACAGCUGA